Messenger RNA from Aureobasidium pullulans EXF-150, 1010 nucleotides. Its product is annotated as scavenger mRNA decapping enzyme. Gene Ontology annotation, biological process: deadenylation-dependent decapping of nuclear-transcribed mRNA. The transcript has 3 exons. Gene Ontology annotation, cellular component: nucleus; P-body. NCBI's taxonomy places the organism in Eukaryota, Fungi, Ascomycota, Dothideomycetes, Dothideales, Saccotheciaceae. The record is from RefSeq and is a predicted model, not a curated record. Gene Ontology annotation, molecular function: hydrolase activity; RNA 7-methylguanosine cap binding. The coding region runs from base 14 to 967 and encodes 317 amino acids.
ACCCAACAUCGACAUGGCGGCAUUGAAAAACGCAGAGGCUCUGAUUCCUCGAUUCAAGUUCGAGAAGCUGUUGAAUCAAGACCAAGCCGGACGCCGCAUCGUCUUGCAGGGCACCAUCGACUCUGAGCCCGCCCUCCUCCUCGCCGAACGCGCCGCCUUCGAUUCCGAUGAAUCACACCUGUCAACCUUGAGCAACUCGCUUUCACACAUCCAGAACCUCGGCGACAAUGACAUCUACCGCUGGUACAUGGCCCACAGCGGUGUUGGCGAAGGGCAACCCGCCGACUUGAAGAUCAACCUCAUCUACCCCUGCACCGAGCAGCAUCUCAAGAAAUACAGAGCACAAGCUGUCCGCCAUGUCACAGAGACUCCCCAUGUCUAUCGCGACCACGUCAGGCCAUACAUGAAGACCAAGCGCGACCAAGGCCGACUGAACUGGGUCUUCAACAUCCUCGACGGACGCACCGAGCAAGAAGACGUUCUGUUCCGCUCGCCGCAUUCCACCACGACAGAGGAUGAGAGAUACCUAUUGUUGCCGGAUCUGAACUGGGAUCGCAAGACGUUGGGAAGCCUACACUUGCUCGCCCUCGUCGAGCGUAGAGACAUUUGGAGUCUACGCGACCUCAAGAAGAAGCAUGUCGCCUGGCUGAAGCGUAUCGUUGCAGACAUCGCCAGCACUGUUUCUCGUCUCUACAGCAUAGACGCUGAUAUGUUGAAGUGCUAUGUGCAUUAUCAACCUACCUACUACCAUUUCCACAUCCACAUUGUCCACGUGUCGCUCGAAGCUGGUGCCACACAGGCUGUAGGCAAAGCUCUGUCGCUCGACAACAUCAUCUCGCAGCUUGCAACCAUGGCUGGCGACCAAGAAGCCGGCAUGGACAACGUAGACCUGUCCUUCACACUAGGCGAGGCCAGCGAGCUAUGGACAGACGUAUUCUUGCCUUUGAAGGAGAAGCGCUUACAAUAGAUUGAUAUAUCCUUGACUUUGAUUUAUGAUUUUUUGAUUCAGA